This is a messenger RNA of Drosophila hydei, 1284 nucleotides long. Its product is annotated as short-chain dehydrogenase/reductase family 16C member 6. NCBI's taxonomy places the organism in Eukaryota, Metazoa, Arthropoda, Insecta, Diptera, Drosophilidae. Gene Ontology annotation, cellular component: lipid droplet. The record is from RefSeq and is a predicted model, not a curated record. The transcript has 4 exons. The coding region runs from base 285 to 1268 and encodes 327 amino acids. Gene Ontology annotation, molecular function: oxidoreductase activity, acting on the CH-OH group of donors, NAD or NADP as acceptor.
ACAACGAAAUAAAAAUAAUAAAAAAGCGGCAACAAAAGACAUUCGCGAACGCGCGCAUAGAGAAAUUUUAAAUGAGUUUCAUUUGAAUUCGUGAAUACCUGGCUCACCACUACCUGGGCUGAUCAUUAGCAUGCAAAGUGCUUGGCCCACUAGGCGCGUAUAACAAAAGCUAUCAGACGGUCAAAAUCGUAUUGUAACGUGGUUCGCAUACGCUACUCGCGGAACACGUGCGUUUCAUUUGGCUCAAUCGUUACAAGGCCCUGGUCAGACAGCGAUCGAUCAUAAUGAGCAAUUCCACGCCUCCUGGCCUGCUGCACAUGGAUAAGCCGUUUGUGGCUUUCUAUCAAUUCUGCCUGGACCUAAUUGUGUUUGGUUUGAAAUCGAUUUUCUAUAUAUUUGAAUCGCUUUAUUAUACAAUAUUGCCGCAGCGCUUUAGAAAGUUGAAGAAUGUAGCUGGACAGGUGGUGCUGAUAACAGGUGGUGGCGGUGGCGUGGGUCGUUUGAUAGCGCUCAACUUCGCCAGACUCGAAGCGCGCAUUGUCAUCUGGGACAUCAAUCAAGAAGCCAUCAAGACGACAGUUGAUUUGCUGGCCAAACAUGGCUUCAACAACUGCAAGGGCUACGUGGUGGACAUAUCGGAUCGAGAUCAGAUCUAUCAGCGUGCUGCACAGGUCAUCGAGGAUGUCGGCCCUGUUGACAUACUGAUCAACAAUGCGGGCAUCGUCUGCUGCAAGCCCUUCUGGGAGCUGCACGAUCGUGUCAUCCAGAAUACCUACAACAUCAACAUCAUCUCGCACUACUGGACGGUGAAGGCCUUCCUGCCACACAUGAUGCGUCACAAUCGUGGCCACAUUGUGACCGUUGGCUCUGUCACUGGCAUGCUGGGCACCUACGGCUGCAGCGACUAUGCGGCCACCAAAUACGCUUGCAUUGGCUUCCACGAGAGCCUGUUGACGGACCUCAAGGCGCACGGCUAUGAUCAGAUACAGAUGAGUCUCAUUUGCCCUUACUACAUCAACACAGGCAUGUUCUCGGGAGUCAAGCCACGCAUGAUGCCCAUGCUGGAGCCCCAGUACGUCGCGGAUCGUAUUCAGGGUGCAGUGCUCCAAAACGAGGUCUGGUGUGUGCUCCCCAAUUCAAUACGUUUGCUCACGCCGCUCAAAUGCCUAUUGCCCGCUAAGAUGUGUUGGGAGCUCAUGUCGCGUGUGAUACGCGGUCCGGAAUCCAUGAUGCUCUUCCAGGGUCGCGGCCGAGUGGCUGCAGGCUAACAACCGAGCCAACGAC